AUGACAUUGAGUGGAUAUAAGUCUCAAGUAGAUACUAGUAGGACUAAUCGUUACUCUAGUCUCUACCAUGAUUGGUUUAUUAUUGGUGUAGGUUGUUUUACAUAUUUUCUGGUUGGACUAUCACUUACAUUAGUUUAUGUAUUAUGUGAGAUGGAUUAUUUCAUGUUAUCUGGUUUAUUUCGUAUUCAGAGAUUCUUUUCAGAUGAUGCUUAUUAUUUUAGUAAACAGGUUGUUCUAAUGUAUGGUGUGAUUGGAUUCAUAUUUACACUUGUCAUUGGACCAAUUGGUAAGAUCUCAUGCAUACUGUGGUCUUGGAUUCUGACACUAACAUAUCUUGUGUUUGGAACACACUCAUACUUGUUUGGAUUCAUUCAAUAUGGUAAGCUGUUAAUUAGAUCUAUAAGCAUCAUAUCACUCAUAACACAUAUUCUGAUGUGUAACUUCAUAUUCUUCCUAUUUGAUCCAAUAGAUAAUGCCACCAAACCAGCUGAAAAUAACUCAUCAGAUGAGAAAACUGACAAAGCUGAAGAAGAUAACAAAACCAAGAGCGAUGACAAAGAUAACCUACAUGAAAGAGCUAAAAGAUCUAAGCACUUGAAUGCUAUUGGUCCAUAUGGAUCAUUAGUAUACUAUAGGGUAAUAAUGUUCCUGGUUGGAUUUUUUCUCGGAUCACCUAUCAUUUUAUUUGUGUUGAGGAUUAGUUUAUCCGUUGAUACAUUUUCUGAAAAGGAUCCCAUAAUGUCCUCAGUUGACAUGUGUAGAAUAAUGAUGCUAAUGUUCUCAAUAUCAGUUAUGGCCAGUGUAUUCCUUACACUUACAUUUUCAAAUGCACAAGUAACUGAAUAUACCUUGAUGCCAUUUCGUAUGAUAUCUUUUAGAAGACUUAAGAAGACCAUGUUUAACUUCUUUGACAUAGAGUUACUAGUUGUAGUCUGGAUCAUUAAUCCUCUAAUCAUGACCUUGAUUCCAUACACUACUAGGAUCCAUUCCGAGUUCCAUAAAUUCACACUACUUCAUAGAUUAUUAUUUGCAUUGUUUCUUAUUGCAAUAAUGAUACUGAUGCAUAGAGAUAUACUUUAUAGCUGUAUCAGGACCAUAAAAUUACUUAAUGCAUCAAUAUUCAACAUCUUAUACACUGAUGGAUAUAUACAGAUCAAUGAUAAUAAACUUCUUAGAGAUACACCUGUAUCAACAACUCCAUAUUCUAACUACACACUGAGACAUUCUGGAGACACACCAACAAUGGUUCCAAAUGAGAUAUCAGUUCCAUCAGAAGUAUCAUAUCCUUACUUUGAGAAUGGCUGGGAUCAUAUUGAGAAUGAGGAUAAAAAACUCUUACUUAGGUCAUACCAAAUUCAACAAUCACUUGAGAGACUAUCACACUACAUUAAUACUGGAGGUGACAUGGAUAUCCGUAACAUCCAUAGUGAUCCAGACCUAUCAUUGUGUAAACCACAAAUAGAUACAUCAGAUGAAUCUGAGACUAAUCCUAAUGAUCCAAUGAAAUCUACAGUAUACCUACUGAAUGAAUAUAAAAGUGAACUUAUGUCAAUGAUAGGUAAUUCAAUUGUUGGAUAUAAUAAUCAUUAUACUUCUUUUGUAUAUAAAAUCCACUAUUACUUUUGGUAUUUAAUUUUUUCCAUCAAUUUAAAUAAAUUCUUUAUUCUUAGUUCUUAUGGUUCUGUUUCUUGUUCUAUUAUAUCUUGUUCUUAUUCAAUUGUUGAUAAUUUAAAAUUGAUUCUUUUAAUGACUCAUCACCUUUAUUAUAUUCAUAGUUUAUCAACAUUAUUACAAUUUGUUGAUAGUUUAAUUUCUUCGGUUGAUUAUAUUGAAUAUUUGAUACAAAAUAUGAAACUAUUCAUUUCUGUACUAGAGAAUUUUAGAUCAAUCAAUUCAUAUAUAAAACAUUUAAGAUGUGUCAGAUGUUUAAUUUGUAGGUUACAAUCUUUCCAAAGUAAGUUGGAAAAUAUUGAUAAAUUACAAUCUAUAAUUAAAAAUUUAGAUUGUUUUAUUAAAAUUUCUUGUCUUUUAGAUUGCAAUAAAUCUUGUAUUGAAAGUGUUAAAUGCUUCACAGAUAAUUUAAAAAGGGUUCUAUGCUUUGUAAACAAGUUUAAGUGUAUAUGUUUUACCAAACAUAUAGAAUGUAUUGAUUGUUUGAUUAAAAAGCUUUGUUGUCUUUUGUCUUUAAACUUUAUCACUAUCGAAUAUAUAUUUAAAUGCAUGAAAAUUGUUAAGUGUAAUAUUGAAAUAUUGAAACAUAUUAGGGAUGCAAUUGUAAAACUACAGAAAAUUUAUAAAAGUCUAAAUUUAUUUCAGUCCAUAUUGACAGUUACUGCUAAUCUUCAAACUUAUUCCAAUGUUAUAGGUUCUUUCCAUGAUGUUAAAUCAAUCAUAAAUGAUUUACAAUCCAUUUAUUCCACCAUCUAUUGUUUAGAACAAUUUUUGAAUAAGAUAUGGAAUCCCCAAACUACACAUUCAUUUAUAUCUAAUUUGAAAACGAUUGAAUUAACUAUAGAAAGAUUAAAAACUGUUUAUUGUAGAAUAGAGUCGAUUCAAUCAAACAUUAAAAAAAUUAAUCAUCAAAUGAAGGAUUCCAUUCAAUUUAACUCAAUUAUUAAAGAUUGUAUAAAAUUACUCUUUAUCAAUCUGAAGUACAUUAAUCUAUUGAUAGAAUAUUUCCAAACUAUUGAAAGCCUUGUUAAUAAUCUAAAUUACUCCAUUUAUAUGAUCCAGAAUUUGGAAUAUUUGCUAUCAAGUAUAAUUAAUUUAGAAAUAUUAAAAUCAGCUUUAAAAGAUUCAGAGAAUAUCAAAUGCUUAAUUAGAGACUUAGAGUGUCUUGAAAAAAUGCUCAAUGGUCAGGAAUUAACUAAUUCUAUUUCAUGUUGUCUGAGAUAUUAUCGACCUAUAUUAGACAUUUUAAAAUGCAUAAUAUGUAAAAUUUCUAAACCUAAAUGUAUAAUUUCAGAAAUUAUAACAAUACCACUGUCCAUUUUCAGUGUGUUUGUAUGCGCAAUCACUAAUAUUUUAAAUAAACUUCAAUAUAAUCAAGGCGUUUUGGAAUUAUUAGAAAAAAUUAAAUGCAUUCUAGAUUGCUUAAAAUGUUUGAAAGGGUUUAAAUCCAAACUUCUACCUAUAUGUUCAUUUAUUAUAAACCUGUCAAUUAUUGAAGAUUUGAUACAAAGUGUUAUUUCAACAAAAAAUAUAACAGUUUUUUUGACAAUUAGUUCCGGUAAAAGUUUUAUUUUGGCGUCUACCAAUUCUAAUUUACAACAAAAUUUAAUGUUAAUAAAAUCCCUUCAAUCCCUCAAAAGAUAUAUUGUUAAAUUUCAAGAUAUAUCAUCAGUUAUUAAUAGCAUAUGGUCUCUAAAAUCAAUUUUUAAUAAUUUAAAGUGUAUUAAAACAAUUAUGAAUAAUUUGGAAUUUAUCAAAUUGUAUAUUAACAUCCUGAAAUAUUCCAAUAAAUAUAAUAUAAAAUUCUUUAAGUUAUCAAUUGAAUUUAUAGGUACACAACUUUUAAAUUGUUCUACCUAUUCUACAUCCAUUAAUUUAUUCAAACUGACUGAUGGCAUAAUUGAGGAUGAUUCACAUAAUAAUUUAUCUGAUCAAUCACUGAGACCUAACAUUACUUUGCAGAAUGUAACUAGAUUAUCCAAACACUUAAGUGAUUUUAUAUGGAUUACUCUUUCACACAAUGAUUUGGAAGAAUUCAGAUUUCUAAUUUCAAAGUCUUACAAAUUACUUACAACUCUUAAGAAAAUCAAUCAUAUGUUAAAACCUGUGGAUAACUGUUGCUGUGUCUGUUCUUAUAUACCAAAAAUCAAAAGUGACAUUUGUAAAAGUGAUGUCAAAAAUGAAAAUACCUUUAAAUAUUUUGAUUUAAUGAAAAAACUACACCAAGAUUCAAAAACAACUGGUUUAAAUUUUCAUACGUUACUUUUAUAUGAUAUCACAGUAAGAGUUAAAACAACACGACCAUGUCUCUGUUUAGUAAUUAAGUAUCAAUUAAUACCAAACCUGAAAGUGUCUAGAUGUUAUAUUGGUGAUAUAUUAUCCGAUUUUUUUAACGCUCGUGAAAGGAAGUUUGACAAAAGGACUUAUUUAACAUCUCACAGUAUCGAUAUGGCAAAGUUUGUUUUUUUAAUCAUUUGUUUCACUUACAAGAUUUUAAUUUCAAUUGGAAAAAGAUAUCUGUGCAAGUGUGACAAAACAUGCUGUGCUGAUGAUAAAAAAAUUAGUUGCACUUGUUGCAAUCAUACCAAUAAAUGUGGCACUAAAGUCCAAUGUUGCUCCUGUCCAAAAUCUAAUGGUGAGUGCAAAUGUUGCUGUAAACAAAAUGGAGCUUGUCAACAAUCAUGCUGUUCAAAAGCAACCAAUGGUUCCACAUCAUGUGUUUGCUGUAGAUGUUGCUGUAUAUGCUUUUGCAGAUGUCCAAAUGACGAAUAUUAUCCUUACUUCAUAUCAAUGAUUCUUUAUUUAUCUCAACUCAUUAUGGAUGUAUUUACUUUUGACAAUGAGAAGAUUCAGAUGGCUACUCAGCAUUUGUCAAAUAUGAUAAUUGACCUGAAUAUGAUAGAUUUAAAUUCUCAUAAACAAAGGGAAAAUUCAUCAAAUAAUUGUAACGAAAAGACUAAUGUUAUAUCAUUUGUGAGUGGUUAUGAAAUUACUAUAUCAGACAAUAGUAUAAAGUUAAAUUUAGGGUUAAGCAAAAUUUUGGGAACUUUUCAAAAUAAUUGCCUAAUUAUUAAAUCAUUUGGAUUAAUAACAAUUACAGAGGUUAAAACAUCUGUGUUUAAUUCAUUUUAUCAAAAAUGGUCAGAGUUAUCCUUCUUUCUUAUUAAAGAGGAGAAUGUUUCAUCAAAAACAAAAAAUCAAGCCAAAACUAUCACAACUAUUGUAUCAGAACAAUACAUGUUGACAAUAAAAAAUCAAGGAUCACAGCAAGUUUUAAAAUGUUGUACAAAUAACUAUAAGUGCACCUGCAAAUGUUGUAAAUUAAUAUGUUUUUGUAUUAGGUUAUUUUCUAGUAAGUUAAAACUAAUAUCUUCCGAAUUAACAGAUGCUGGAAUAUUAAAGUUUAUGAAUUCGACACUUAAUAAUGCAGAAUUAAAUCCAUUAGCAACUGAUAAAAUAAGAAUGAUAAAUGCUAGUUCUGAAAGUUUGAUUAAGUCUACAAAGAAUUCUAGGAUAAGUGAUUCUACAAGUUCCAUGAUCUAUGGUAGUGAUUUUGAUCAUAUUAAUCCUAAAUAUUUUGGUUAUGAUGAUGUUUAUAGACCUCAUCCACAUUUUGGUUCAGGAUACUUUAAGUUUGUACUUAGCAGAGUAUUCAUUGUCAUUAUCUUGUUGUUUAUGUUCAUAUUCAUAAGGACUCGAUUUGAUAGAUUUGUCAAGCCUGAUAUCUUUGGUGCUUAUUUGAUCAAGGUAGAUUCUAACAUUAAUAGGUUCAGAGAGGUACUUCAUAAUAGACUUGGUCAUAGCAUUAGGAACAUUGGUAGGAUUGGAAGUCUGAAUAGUUUAUUUGAUGAUAUGCCAGAUCCAAGUCAUCAUCUAGUAUUUGAAUAUCCCGAGUUAGCUGAUAUUCAAGAUCUUAAGUCAUGGUCUGAGACUGAUUCAAUAUCUGACACCUUCACAGAUGCUAUCUAUGAUGAGCAAAGUAGGACUGUUCAGGAGUCUAGGAGAAGAAAGGUAGCUUUCUACAUAGUCAUAGUUGUCUUCUCACUUCUAUCAUCACUUUAUUUGAACUUUGUAGUUAGGGAUCUAUCAGUGAUGUUAAACUUAGACCAUAGUACCUGGUCAUACUUCAUAUGUAUUACUAUUCUUCUGGGUAUGAUAAUAAGCCUAGUGGUUAAGUAUUGUGUUCAUCUCUAUGAUUUUGUUUAUGUUCUAGAGAAGUAUAGUAAUAGGUUAACUAAGAUUGAGAGUUUUGUUGAUGAUAGUUUUGGUGGUAUCACUGGUAACCUAAGUUACACAUCCAAGUUCAUAAUUCUAUUUCAAUUACUAAGAUCUUUGAAGACUGACAUUGUAUCACUAUUCAGUAUGAAUUAUCCAUACCAUAUACCAGCUCAAAGUCUUAUGAAGAAUAAGGUAUAUCCAUACAAGGAUAUGACAUCUGAUAUGGAGAGAAUGAUGACAUGUGAGAAUAUAGAAUGUAUUAGGAGUAUGGUCCUAGAAACUAUUGGAACACCAGAAUCUAUGGAUCUACAAAAUAUACUUGACUUUAUAUCAUAUGCAGCCAUAAGGAAUACAUCUGAGUUUGAUAAAUAUCAUGGUUACUUUAGUGGCAAUGAACGUUAUUUAGCUUGGAGACUUGGGAAGCUACUGAGUCAUAACUUCUUCCUUCUAACUUAUGGAAGAUACUCAUGUAUUCUUGAGAUGGAUCAUAUUAUUAGGAAUCUACAUGUUCCCAUAACAGAGUUCCAUAACUGUCAGAUGCUAUGGCAACUAUUUGGCAAUUAUGAGUCUAACCUCAUCUCACUCAAGUGUAUGGGUGAAGAAUCAAUAGGUGUACCACUUACUGCUAUUCAGAGAGAUGUUCUAAGAAACAAGUUCAAUGAGGAGUAUAUUGGUGAAUUCAACAAGUACCAGGAGUUUAUAAUGAGGAACCUUCAUAUCAAUAUACAUGAUUCUGAUGAUGAUGAAGAAUGUAGUUGUUACUUUCCAUAUCCUGAAUUAAUCAAGUGUCCACUUGACAGAGACAAGGUGGCUAGACUUACAAGAGAGUAUUUUGGUGACAAUAGGAGACUCAGUCUAUCACUUCCAACUACAAGCUGUAAUGUAACCAAACAGGUGUCAAAUCAAACUAAGUCAUCAUCUGUUUCAGUUACUAAGUUCUGUGAUCAUUGGUUAAAUAUGAGACUAGGCUAUUGUGAUACCGAGGAGUGUGAGAAGGCUGUAAGAUUUGCCCACGACCUUAUUGUGUCAAAACUAUCCAGUGACUCAGAUAUAUUUGAGUCAAUCAAGGAAACAGUAGCUAGUAUGAAAUUGAAUAUUCUGAAUACAGAAGAAGUUUAUGUGACUCCAGAAGAUAUCCAUGUACCUAUAAAAUCUUCAGAACAUAAAUCACUCAAGGAUUAUACUAAUAAACUUAAUGAACUAAGAUACAAGACAUCUGAUAACUAUCAUGAUACAGUUCUUGAUUAUCUAAACAGAUACAUGAUGGAGACCAUGACUAAUACUGAGAAGAUUAUGGUCCCACUAGGUAUAUUCUUAUCCUGGUAUGGAAUACCAAUAUGUGAACAGCAUAUAAGAAAUAUGGGCAAAUUUCAAUAUCUCAUAUGA
Messenger RNA from Theileria annulata, 7275 nucleotides. RefSeq lists its product as uncharacterized. The transcript has a single exon. Lineage: Eukaryota; Apicomplexa; Aconoidasida; Piroplasmida; Theileriidae. The record is from RefSeq and is a predicted model, not a curated record. Bases 1 to 7275 code for a protein of 2424 amino acids.